GAGUCAUAAAAUUCUCCCUCUUUCCGAAUAUCUCUCUUCUCUUCUCCCCUUCAACAAAGUGCAGAAAGCGCUGGCGCUUCCCAAUUUUAUUCAACAAAGUACCAGUUACGACUCAUGACUACAAGUAUCACGGUCAUAGAGUCUUCUUCAGUGCAGACGUGUAGUUUGACACUCGAUCCAUCGGUUAAGCAGCAAGAAACGGACGUAGAAUCCAUGUCUAGCUUUGACGAUGAUCAUCAUGGUGCUACUCCAUCUUGGUUAUUGACGCCUCCGCGUAGCGUUGAGCAUUCGCCCUCCAUGCCAUCCACUACGAACGUGAUAGCUCCUGAUGAUAUGGCCAAAUUAUGCUUGCCUAGCCCAUCCAUCGACCCGCAAAUCAAUGUUACCAAACCCCAAGUACAAUAUGAAUCUUCUGAAAUCGCCCUCGUUCCAAAUUGCCCUUCCGAUAAAUUGAUCAGCACAGCCAACAGCGUAGCCAACGUGUUGGCAGCUGUGGUUGCCACUGCUGCCGUCAAGGGGCCUAUUUCACCUAUCGUAGCGCUAUCUACUAUGCAACACCGCGGGGCCAACCCCAACCAUAGCAACACGAACACGACUACUUCAUCUUCUGAAGUGCCGCCUAAAACAUGCCUCACGAAUACCGUCGCCAAAAAAUGUUUCAAGAAACCCACGCCUAAAUCUGGCAACGACGAUUUCGAUCAACCCAAUAACUCAGCUGCUUCACUGGAACCCACUGUGGAAAUCAGGAAUGGGGUUGAGUGGGUUAGCUUUGUUUACUCUAACAACCGCACUUUAAAGCGAUACACCUGUCGAACCGACUUGGACUCUGUAAAUAUUGUUGAUAUGGAUGAAGACUUUAAAAGUGCCAAUUGUGUGUAUCCAAGAGCAAAUAUAGCGCGCGAAGAAUACCAUGGUAAUCGAUGGGCUUAUGAGAACGAAUGCAACCAAUUAGGAUGGAAGUUGGCUUGGUUGAACGUUGAAGAAAUUGCUGGCAAACGUGGCUUAAUUCAACGUGCAGUUGACUCUUACCGAAAUCGAUGCCCAAGUAUGCGAUCACGCCGGGUCGCACGACAGGCUAAACUCAAUAACGGGACACUGCGAAAGCGCAAGAGCAGGGACGAAGAUGACGACGAUAAGGCAGUGCUACCUUAUGAGCCUACAACAUCACCCGACAUGGGCAGCCCAGAAAAAAUACCACGUAUACAAACAGCAGCCGCUACCACCACCGCCAACUCGACCAUCACUGAAAGGCAUCCCAAGACAUUUACCAUUGAUGAUCCAGCCACGAGUUCGCGAUGUAGAAUCCGUAUCAAUAUCGAAUCUGUAGAUAUGACAGAGAUUGAAGACAGCUUCAAGACACAGAAUUCCGUGUACCCAAGGGCAUUGAUCGGCCAUAAUUCAACCCUGCCUGGUAGCCACGCAAAAUGGCAACAAGAAAAUGAGUGUAACGAACUGGGUUGGAAAUUGGCGUGGCUCAAUUCAAGACAGUUAGCUGGCAAGAAGAACCUCCUCCAAAGAGCUUUAGAUAUAUAUCGUACCAAGUUCUGCGGUCAUUUGUGCCCUAGAAAGGCUUCUUCACGCGUUGCCCCGGUGGCUAGAGUAUCACAACUGCCCUCGCCUACUCCGCUGACGGUAGCCGCUUUGGCUGCUCAGAACAAGCACUAUGCUCAAUUAUCAGAGAGUGGAACGAUCCAUCCCGUAGAUCAAAUGUCUUCCUCCAGUAGCUCUACGGAUACCCUGGAUUUCGGAGACUGCUUUGAUGCAUCGGAUCUCUUCUCGUUCGAUGCCCCCAGCUCAGCUUCGGUGGAUGACCCCAUGAUGGUCAAAUUGGAAGAAGACCCUAUAGAUUUCUUAUCGCUCGAAGAAUCUUCUAGCAGCACCACUGGCAACAGUCCGUCCACCUUGGCCUUCGACAUGACGGAAGACGCGCUCAAUGGAAUGUCAGCAUUCGGCAUGAGCUAUAUGGAUGAAGCCCUGUUAGAACAAAGCUUCUUGACCAACCCCAUGGCAAAAGACAUUGCCAACGACAUAGACACUUUUAUAGAUGGAACAAUGGAUACAAGCUUAAGUGACGGUUAUGCCAAUGACAUUUUACUUCAACAAAUGUUCUACUAGGGUACCUCUGGGUGUUUCUCUCCAUCGAAGAUCCACGCACACAAAAAAAAACCACCUUCCCCAGUCGUAAUUUUGUAAUUACCUUGUUAUUUUUUCAUUUUAUUCGUUCGUUCGUUCACUGUCCCCACCCCACCUUUACAGAAAACCAAAAAAACAAUAUCCUUUCGUUCUUUUUGCUUCAUACACUCUUAUAAAUACACCCUCAUCCACACUCUGUUAUGUAAAUCAGCCAGCUCCCCUUGACAUGCUCUCUCCAUUGGAGAAUGCAAACAAUGGUGCCACCCAACAUUCCCCCCAAAAAAAAACACUCACUCAAUAUUAUGUAUAAGGAAAAAUCAGCCAAGAAAUAGUGUAUUUCCAAUCUAUUUAUU
Molecule: messenger RNA, 2486 nt
Organism: Umbelopsis ramanniana AG
Lineage: Eukaryota; Fungi; Mucoromycota; Umbelopsidomycetes; Umbelopsidales; Umbelopsidaceae
Exons: 2
Coding region: 115-2115 (666 amino acids)
Source: RefSeq, a predicted model, not a curated record